Menidia menidia (Atlantic silverside) is the source of this 1972-nucleotide messenger RNA. Lineage: Eukaryota; Metazoa; Chordata; Actinopteri; Atheriniformes; Atherinopsidae. The record is from the annotation of a GenBank genome assembly.
AUGGGUACCCGCGGUUGGCAUGAGUGUCAUUCCUCAAAGAGAGAGGGAAGGGGAGAGCAGAUCUCAGCGAGGCGGAGAGAAGAGGCUGCGCAGGUCUUAGCUCUCUUUCAAUCCCGUGGUCUGCAAGAGAAGAAGCUGCCGCAGAGAUUCAGUGGAGAUAUUUGGGACCAUGCACGGUGCACGCUGACCAGAGCAAAUAUGUUGACGCUGCCAUUCGAGGAAUCUCGUGUGAUGUGUGAGCCGCGGUUUGGUGCCAAUUAUCCCCGUGAAAGCUUACCUGAGAGCCUGGAGCAGGGGCGCCAGCGCAACCCCGAAAGGUCCAACCCAGACAUGAGGGAGGUCGAGGACGACAUCUCCGAGAGGGAGGAGGAGGACGACCGGGAGGACGACCAGGACGAGGACGGGCUUCCUAAAAAGCGAGGCCCCCGGAAAAAGAAACCGGGCAAGGAGCAGAACGACAGGGCCAAACUACGACGCCAGGAAGCCAACGCCCGGGAGCGCAGCCGGAUGCACGGCUUGAACGCGGCACUGGAGAGUUUGCGCAAAGUUGUGCCGUGCUACUCCAAAACUCAAAAACUGUCCAAGAUUGAGACGCUCAGACUGGCGAAAAAUUACAUCUGGGCACUGUCGGAGACUCUCAGCGCGGGCAAGAGACCGGACCUGCUCGCGUUCGUGCAGACUUUGUGCAAAGGAUUAUCCCAGCCGACGACCAACUUGGUGGCCGGCUGUUUGCAGUUGAACGCGAGAAAUUUUCUCACAGACCACAACGGGGAAGUCAUGUUUUCAAGCAGAUCCACGUACGAGGCCAUGUACCCGUACCCCGGCUCGGACAUGAGCUCGCCCCCCGGCCACAGCGGCGGGGGCUUGGACACCGGCGCGAAGCCGUUCCGCCACUACGGCUACAGCGGUGCCUACGAGCCCUACUUCGAGAACCCGUCCCCGGAGAGCGGCAGUCCGCAUUUCGACGGACAAAUGAGCCCGCCGAUGAACUUUAACGGGAUUUUCUCUCUGAAACACGACGAGCCCCCAGAGUACGGGAAGGGCGGUCACUACGGGGUGCGCUACUGCGGCGCGCCGGGACGCGCGGCCCUGGCGCAUAACUCCAUGUACCGGGUGUCCCCAGAGGCCCGUUUCCCCUACGACCUUCACGUGCGCAGCCAGUCCUUUCAAGCACAAGGAGAAGUAAAUGGUUCUUUUCACAACUAAUAAAGCAGCUGGGGGAAAAAAAAGAAAAAAAGUUUAUGCUUUAGAGUCGGUUUCCCGCACAGAUAUCGAGCAGAACGAGAUGGGAUCUAACACGCUGACGCACAACAUGUUUUGAUAGGUGAAAACAAAAAGUCAUUUUUGAUGAAAAGGUUUCAUUAUAAUCAGUCACUCUCCCACUUAAUUUAUACGACAGAAGAUCGAAGAAAGACAGCUGAAAACCUAAUUUUGUUGUAUAAAAAUCACGCCAACAGUGAGACGUUUUUAGACUGACAUGCCUGAGAUUUCUUCAUAGAAAACAAAGAUUUAAUGAAUCGGUGCUACUUUUCUGUCACACCUCAAAUGUAAAACAAUCCGUUGAAAACCGCAAUCUAGCAAAUUCUUGUUUCUGUUAAGGGUGACGCAGCAGAUGCUCGUGGUUCUACGUUUCUGGGUAAAUGGGACACGCUUUUAUCUAAAGGACUCGCUGAAAUAAGCUGAAUGAAUUUUUUGGGGGAAGGAAAUAUUGGAAACUAUUUGAAAUAUUCCAAGAAGAAACUGAAGAUGUUUUGCUGCAUCAGGGAAGUUUGCUGAGACAUGAUUGGAGGUCAGAGAAUCAGUCUGUUAGCAAUAAAAGUCAGUUGUGCUAUGCAAGGCAGCCAAAUGCAAUCUUUGCUUUUAAGAAAUUUACAUAUGGUCUUAGAGGACGCCUGUGGAUCAUAUAGAAAGAAAGUCAAUUAUUGGACAAUGAUUAGACCACUUUUUUCGGGUGGGGGGGGUGGGGGUGUGG